AUGUCCCAGACUACCACCCAGGCACCCGCUCGGAAUCAGCUCGUCUCCCCAGAGACCGAGCAGGUUGAGCAGAAGCUCGCGAGUCUCCGGCUCACGGGCGCGGCUGCUCCUCUGCAGCUGGGCAAGUCACUUGAUCAUUUCCAGAAGACGGACUCGACACCCCUGAUUGGCACUGAGUUCGCUCGGGGCGUCCAAAUUGCUGAAUUACUUAAGGCGCCCAACGUCGAUGAGCUGAUUCGCGAUCUCGCGAUCCUCGUGUCGCAGCGUGGCGUGGUCUUCUUCCGUGACCAGGAGCUCACUAUUGAUGAGCAGAAAUCGCUCGGCACGAAGCUCGGCGAGCUCAGUGGCAAGCCUGCUUCCUCCAAGUUGCACAUCCAUCCCGUCACUGCAGAGGCCUCCGAGCUCGGCGACGAGAUUAGCGUCAUCACUUCCGAGAGGAAUCGCGAAUACGUCGCCUCUCGUGUUGACAGGUCGACGCUCUCUGCGUUGAACUGGCACGCAGAUAUCACCUUCGAACCCAUCCCGUCGGACUAUGCCAUCCUGAAGAUCCACACCCUUCCGAGCUUCAGCGGCCAGGUGACGGGCGGUGACACGCUCUGGGCUUCUGGCUACGAGGUCUACGACCGCCUGUCCCCGUCCUUUGCCAAGUAUCUCGAGACGCUCGAAGCCGUGCACGAGGCGCGCUUCUUCCACAAGGUCGCGAAGGGCCUCGGCAACAAGCUGCGCAGCGACAUUGAGCGCGGCUCUCCGGGCAACAUCGGCGGGCACCUCGAGGCCGUACACCCCGUGAUCCGCACAAACCCCGUCACGGGCUGGAAGAGCGUGUUCGUGAACCCGAACUUCACGAAGCGCAUCGUCGGCGUCACCAAGGACGAGAGCGACACGAUCCUCAAGCACCUGUUCAACCUCAUUCAGCUCAACCACGACCUCCAGGUCAGGUUCAAGUGGGAGAAGAACUCGAUCGCGAUCUGGGACAACCGGUCCAACUACCACACUGCCACCUUCGACUAUGGCAAGGAGAAGCGUGUCGGCGACCGCGUCGUAUCUUUGGGCGAGAAGCCAUACUUCGAUCCGACGAGCAAGUCCCGUCGCCAGGCUCUUGGCCUCUGA
Molecule: messenger RNA, 1110 nt
Organism: Phanerochaete carnosa HHB-10118-sp
Lineage: Eukaryota; Fungi; Basidiomycota; Agaricomycetes; Polyporales; Phanerochaetaceae
Exons: 6
Coding region: 1-1110 (369 amino acids)
Cellular component (GO): cytoplasm
Molecular function (GO): 2-oxoglutarate-dependent dioxygenase activity
Source: RefSeq, a predicted model, not a curated record